GCGGCGUCCCGGGGGCCUGCGGGGGCCUCGGAGCAAGAUGGCGGCGGCGGGGUCCGUGAGGCGCGGGCGGCGGCGACCGCGGCGCCAGUGAGCGGCCCGGGGGCCCGGGCGGCUCCGGGCCGGGGUCCCGCUUCGGGACGGACCAUGCUACGCUCCACCGGUUUCUUCCGGGCCAUCGACUGCCCCUACUGGGCUGGGGCGCCCGGGGGGCCCUGCCGGCGGCCCUACUGCCACUUCCGGCACCGCGGGGCCCGGGGCCCCGGCGCGCUUGUGGGCGGCGGAGCGGCGCCCCCCACAGCAGGGCUUGGUUAUGAUCCGUACAACCCCGAGCUGCCCAAGCCCCCUGUGCAGAGGGAGAAUGGAGCCCUGGGCAGAGGGGAUGAGCCCCGCUCGGACAUCCUGGAGCUGGAGCUGGUCAAUCAGGCCAUUGAGGCCGUGCGCACGGAGGUGGAGCUCGAGCAGCGGCGGUACCAAGAGCUCCUGGAGACAGCCCGCGAGCACAGCUCUGCUGAGGCCCCUGCCAUGGCGCCCCGAGGCCCCACCGCUUGCCCUGCCGCUGGCCUGGACGAGGAUGCCUUCCCACUCUCCUUCGAUUAUAACCCUGGUGGCCGCCCUGGCCUGUUAAGCCCUGAUGCCAGCUACCAGCCCACCCCUCUGGCCGCCGCUGCCGAGGCAGGCAGUAAGUACUCGUUGGCCUCUCUGGAUCGGGUGCAGGGCCAUAGCGGAGGGGGUGGCAGCACCCUGGAGUACGUCCCCAAGGCUGUGAGCCAGCCCCAGCGAUACGGCCGCCCCGUCCCCAGCAGCAAGUAUGUGUUGGAUGACUCCAAGCCGUCCACGGAUUUGGAGUAUGACCCGCUGUCCAACUUCUCCGCCCGGCUGCUCAGCAGGGCCAGCUCCAAGGACGACAGGGCCCCCAAGAGGCCCAGGGGCUCCCGGGGUAGCGAGCCUUACACGCCCGCCCUCAAGAAGCCCUGUGACCCCUUCGCCGGCUGUGACGCCAGGUUCUCCGACUCGGAUGAUGAUGCCGCCGCGGCUCCGGCUGCCGCGCCUGUCACCACAAGCCCCCCGAGAGCCCAGGUGGGCCCCGAGAGCAAGGCCCCUGGGCAGCCAGGCUCCAGGGAGGGCCAGGACACUGAGGAGGGUGGCCUGCGGGAGACCAAGGAGAUGGCGGUGCAGUACGAUGUGGAGGACCUCGGGCAGCCCCCCAAGGGUCCCGGGGGGGCACCUGUGGCCAAGCCCAGCUCCCCAUCCAGGGCCUCCCGGGAGCCCGGGGGCUCCAAGCAGGGAAGACCCAAGAAGAAGAAAAGUGGGGCGCUGCCUGCCCCUGGCCACAAGGAUGGCGUCCGGAAGAAGGACAGGGGCAAAGACGGAGAGCACGGGAGGCCAGCCGGGAAGCCCUGUGCAGACCAGAGGGGCCCGCAGGCCGGCAGCCCCCGGCACAGGGCCGAGCAGCCCGAAGGGACCAAGAAAAAGCCAUCUUCGGCCACCCCGGUGGCCAGCUCAGGGAAAAGCCGGCCCGACCGUGGGGGUGUCCACCAGCUGCCAAACAGGACCGGCGGGAAGACCACGUCGGGGAAGCUGGCUGAGCGGAAGGCCCGCUCGCUGGACGAGGGUGCCUCCCGGGACGCCCCCAAGCUGCAGAAGCGGGCCCUGAGCCACGCAGACCUCUUCGGGGACGAGAGCGAGGAUGAAGGCCCGGGGCCCACGGCGGUGGCGCCCCCCUCCGCCCCGCCGCGCCUCAGCUCCACCUCGGACUCCGACUCUGACUCCGACUCGGACAGCAGCCAGGGCUGCUCGGCCGCUCAGGGGCCGCGCAAGCGCCUCAAGGCCCCUCCACCUGCCCGGCCCGCCCCCGCCUCCCCCUCCCCCUCCUCGUGCUCCUCCUCCUCCUCAGCGUCUGGGGCGGGCGGGGGCGUGGACUACUCUGCUCUGGAGAAGGAGGUCGACUUCGACUCAGACCCCAUGGAGGAGUGCCUGCGCAUCUUCAACGAGUCCACCAGCGUCAAGACGGAGGACAGGGGCCGGCUGGCCCGGCAGCCCCCCAAGGAAGAGAAGAUUGAAGACAAGGGGCAUUCGGGUCUGACCACUCUGUUCCCUGGGCAGAAGAGGAGAAUUUCUCACCUUUCCAAGCAAGGCAAGGAGGCAGAGCCCGUGAGGAGAGGCCCAGCUCCCCCUGCCCGGCCUCCUACCGCCCAGGAGGUAUGCUAUCGGCGGGCCCAGCAGGCCCAGAGGGACUCUGCCACCUGGCUCCAGGCUACCCAGCAGCCGGCCGAGAAGCCCUCCUCCAUCCAUAUCGCAGCCCCUGGCGAGAAGAGGAGGAUCGCCCAUGUCCCCAACCCCCGCCUGGCUGCCGCCCCCACAGGUGCCAAGAGGGCCCUCGCCGCCAGCAGCAGCCAGCCUCCCAAUGGCCCCGAGCCGGGCAGCCAGCCCCUGAAGGCACGCACGUUGUCGGGCAUGGCGUCCAAGACCACCACCACCGUCACCCCCAAGCGCGUCGCCCACAGCCCAUCUUUACAGAGUUUAAAGAAGCCCAUUAUCCCAAAAGAGUUUGGGGGCAAAGUCCCCACGGUCAUCCGCCAACGGUAUCUGAACCUGUUCAUUGAGGAGUGUCUCAAGUUCUGCUCUUCCAACCAGGAAGCCAUAGAGAAGGCGCUGAACGAGGAAAAGCUGGCCUAUGACCGCAGCCCCAGCAGGAACGUCUACUUGAGUGUCGCCGUGAACACCCUCAAAAGGCUGCGGGGCCUGGCCCCCGGCUCUGCGCCCGGCCUCAACAAAACCAGCGGCCGGAGGGUUGUGUCGCAUGAGAUGGUGCUGGGGGGCAAGUUGGCCACCAAGACCAGCUUCUCACUCAGCCGCCCGAGCAGCCCCCGGGUGGAGGAUCUGAAAGGGGCCGCCCUGUACGGCCGCCUCAAGGAGUACCUGCUCACCGAGGACCAGCUCAAGGAGAAUGGCUACCCCUUCCCGCACCCCGAGCGGCCGGGGGGUGCCGUCAUCUUCACGGCUGAGGAGAAGAAGCCCAAGGACUCAUCCUGCAGAAUCUGCUGCCGGUGUGGCACCGAGUACCUCGUGUCCACGUCAGGCCGCUGCGUGCGCGAGGAGGAGUGCUACUAUCACUGGGGGCGGCUCCGCCGGAACCGAGUGGCCGGCGGCUGGGAGACUCAGUACACAUGCUGCUCGGCGGCCAUCGGCUCCACCGGCUGUCAGGUCGCCAAGCAACACGUGCAGGACGGCCGUAAGGAAAACCUCGAAGGCUUUGUGAAGACUUUCGAUAAAGAACUUUCGGAAGAUGCUCACCCAGGGAUCUUUGCCCUCGACUGUGAAAUGUCCUAUACCACGUACGGCCUGGAGCUGACUCGAGUCACAGUGGUGGACACGGCCAUGCAGGUGGUUUACGACACCUUCGUCAAGCCGGACAAUGAGAUCGUCGACUACAACACCAGGUUUUCAGGGGUGACCGAGGCUGACCUCGCCGACACGAGCAUCUCGCUCCGGGACGUCCAGGCCGUCCUGCUGAGUAUGUUCAGCGCCGACACCGUCCUCAUCGGACACAGCCUGGAAAGCGACCUGCUGGCCUUGAAGCUGCCCGCCCACAGGUCAUCCACAGCACCGUGGUGGACACGUCCGUGCUCUUCCCGCACCGCCUGGGCCUCCCCUACAAGCGCUCCCUGCGGAACCUCAUGGCCGACUACCUCAGACAGAUCAUCCAGGACAACGUGGACGGGCACAGCUCCAGCGAGGAUGCCAGCGCCUGCAUGCACCUGGUGAUCUGGAAGAUCCGAGAAGACGCCAAGACCAAGCGGUGACUGCUGCCGCCUGCCCGCCUUCCCCGCAGCCCCGGCCCGGCCUCUACCCCAGGCCUCUUCCAAAACAGUGCAAUAAAUCUCGAGAGCUAACCCUGUCCACGUCGCCAAGACAUGGAAACAGAGAACGGGACGAGCCGGCGGCACGAGAGCCCCACGCCAAGACCACCUGGAGCCCUGCCCCCCACCCGGCCCCUUGCGCCGCCCCCGCCUCCUGUCCUCUGGAGACUGCUGCUGACUCCCGGAGGAGGCCGGGACAGACCCCACCCGGCCCGCCACCGUGGGCCCUGCUGCAUCCCUAGCAGCCAGGCCUCCUGCCCCUCCUCCUGUUGGGCAGGCUUUUUGUGGGUGUGUUUGAGACAGGGGUUUUUUUAUUUUGUAUUGUUAUUUUUAUUAUUCGUAAUUUAAACCUGACAACUCGCACAGUUGUCUUUCCCACCUGGAGAAGCAAGAUCCUGGUGCUGCCUUCCCUGUUGGGGGUGGGGCAGGGGGAGAGGUUGGAGGGCCAGGAGCCGACAUGCUGGCCCCUUGGCAGCCACCAGGACCAAGAGUCCACCCUGGCCUGGGCCGGAUGGGUGGGAACUGACCUCUCCAAACCCACCUGGACUCCGUGACCUCUGGGAACCAAGCCAGCCCCCCUGCCACCACCCCCCCCAGGGCCUCGCCUUCUGGACCCCUCCAGGGCCCAUCAGCCUCUGGACCCUGUCUUCCUGCCAGAGCCCCACCUUCCCCAGGGGCUGUCUGUAAAGGCCUGCAGCUCCUCCUAGGGUCCUGAGCCCUUCCCCCCGCCCCCCAACCCGAGGCAGGGACAGAAUAAAUGUUUGUAUGGAUUUUA
Messenger RNA from Ailuropoda melanoleuca (giant panda), 4635 nucleotides. RefSeq names its product RNA exonuclease 1 homolog (gene REXO1). The coding region runs from base 145 to 3765 and encodes 1206 amino acids. Gene Ontology annotation, molecular function: exonuclease activity; nucleic acid binding. Lineage: Eukaryota; Metazoa; Chordata; Mammalia; Carnivora; Ursidae. The record is from RefSeq and is a predicted model, not a curated record. The transcript has 16 exons. Gene Ontology annotation, cellular component: nucleus.